Messenger RNA from Monoraphidium neglectum, 1242 nucleotides. RefSeq lists its product as hypothetical. NCBI's taxonomy places the organism in Eukaryota, Viridiplantae, Chlorophyta, Chlorophyceae, Sphaeropleales, Selenastraceae. Bases 1 to 1242 code for a protein of 413 amino acids. The transcript has 9 exons. The record is from RefSeq and is a predicted model, not a curated record.
AUGAGACUUACGGUCAUAUGUGUUGUGAUUCUGUGCCUUUCAUGCUCGGCAAACGCCAACCUUGACAUUGGCGCAGGCCUAUCCCAGAAGGCCGCGCUGGUGGGGGGCAUGUUCAAUGCCGCUCAAAAGCAGAUUGGCGCCAAGCUCCACGAGGGUUUCAACCACGUCGCCAUCACCCUCGGCAGCGGCGUGUCCGCCGCGCAGGCGGUCCAGGGCGCCGCCACGAACGCCGCCCACAUGGGCCUGGGCUUUGCCCAACGCAAGGCAAACCAGACUGCCGGCGUCGCGCUGGGGCUCGCGCAGCUCGGCGUGGGCGCUGCGCAGACGGCCCACUCCAGCGUGCUCGGCAACCUGUACGACGCCGCUGACGCGUUCCUGAAGAAGCCCACCGUGGCCGCGCCCGCCAACCUGACGCAGGAUGCCGAUGGCUACUGCUUCCCGGAAUUCAAGGGCCCCGAUUUUGGCCUGCCGCGCCCCAGCUGUGCCCAGGGCUACCACAUGACGCCCAUCGGCAAGUGUGUCCAGAAGACCUACCGCAAGAUUGAUGUGUGCUUCAAUGGCCCCAAGUGCAUGGCGCCCUUCAAUGAGACCGGUACCCCCUCAUGCUUUGACGACAAGGUGAUGCAGGUCAUCACUGGCCUGCUGGCCAUGAAGAAGUCUGGCAUCGCCCUCCCGUUGUCCAUCGCCCCCGCGCUCGCCGAGUUUGGCCAGGCCUCCGCCAACGUGCCCGUGACUCUGGCCAAGGAGAGCCUGGAGCUGCACCUGGGCCUGGCCGCCAAGGCGCUGGGGGUGGGCAAGUCCGCGCUGGGCCUCAGCGAUGGCGGCGACCUGAUCGGCAUGGGCUCGAAGCUCAUGACCGUGGACUGGCCCGCCCUGCCCGACUUCAACAAGCUCUACGACACGGUGUCCAAGGCCGUGCACCAGGUGCCCAGCAAGGCCCUGGACGAGGCCACGAAGGUGGCUCCCAAGUGCAUCCGCAAGUGCUGCAAGCAGGAUGUGCAGAUCGACACCGCCUUCGCCGCACCUACCUGGGGCUGCGCUGCCGGCAAGAAGAUGGACACGAUCGGCUUCAAGUGCGUCGGCGACAAGCUGGGCUACGCCAAGUGCCCCGCAGGCCUGACCAGCUGCUUCCUGGCCAGCUGGCACCGCCCCCUGUGCGCCGUCAAGGCCGAGAACUGCAAGAGCCUGGAGAUCAUGGCGGCCCUGCACAAGCUCAAGAAGCAAUCGUGCCCCAAGGCCUAA